AGAUUUUGUCAAGUUCCAUCUUACAGAAAUGGUGUCAUUCAAAGAUUUUCCAACAACAUGUCAGAAAUGAAAAGGCUCACUGCAUGCGACUUUGAAGAUAUUUUGCAAUGCGCUAUGCUGGUCUUCGAAGGGCUUUUCCCUGGGGACCACGAUGCAAUUAUACAGUCACUUCUAUAUAGGUUUGCACAUUGGCACACCCUUGCAAAACUCCAAGUACACUCCAAAACCACUUUGUCAGCUCUGGAUAACACAUUCAAAAAGCUCUCUGGUCAGUUGCACAGAUUCCAUGAUUUCAUGUGCAUCACUUUCACAAUGAUGGAGCUGCCAAAAGAAAGGGCUGCUUGGGAGCGCAGGGCAGCGUGUGAAUGUUCAGGUCUCGACAAUCCAGAUGCUGGGAGCGGCAGUCAAAAGGUUAAGAAGUUUAAUUUGAGUACUUAUAAAUUUCAUGCCAUGGAAGACUAUGUGCAGUCAAUUCGACUCUUUGGAACAACUGAUUCCUUCACCAUGCAAUUGUAG
Messenger RNA from Suillus subaureus, 516 nucleotides. RefSeq lists its product as uncharacterized. The annotation marks the transcript as partial. NCBI's taxonomy places the organism in Eukaryota, Fungi, Basidiomycota, Agaricomycetes, Boletales, Suillaceae. The record is from RefSeq and is a predicted model, not a curated record. The transcript has 2 exons.